AUGGAGGCCAUGGCACUACGGCGCCUUCGUUGGAUAACCACCACGACCAACGCCUUUCCACCCGAGCAGAGUGGAUUCCGCCCAAGUCGCUGCACUUUUGACUCGCUCGCCGACGUGGUUUCCACCCUUGAGGAGGCCAAAUUCCGCGGGGAAUACGGCAUUCUAGUGCUCCUCGAUGUGAAGAGCGCUUUCGACAGCCUGCCCCACGCAUCGAUUUUGGACGCUCUUCGCGACCUCGGUGUGGGUGGGCAGAUGCUAUCCUACGUUGAGGGAUUUUUGGGCGACCGUUCCCUUCGUGUUCGUGUGGGUUCCGUGUUUAGCGGCCCUCGUCCCGUCACUGCUGGCGUCCCUCAGGGAAGCAUACUCAGUCCCUUCCUGUUUAACCUGGUGCUGGCCAAGCUGCCGGAUUUUAUCCCGUGCGACACGCCCUGUGAAGUGCGUUCGGCGAUUUACGCUGAUGACAUUGCGCUGUUUGCCUGCGGCCCCGGCUACCAUCGUUCUGCUCUGCUCAGGUCACUCCAGGUCGCCAUCGACGCGGUCGACGCAUUUAUCAGUGGAAUUGGACUGACGCUCGCCGCCUCCAAGACGGAGGCUCUGCUCGUACACCCGCGAGCGUCGACACGCUUCAGCACACCACGGCUCUCGCUCCGGGGACUUCCUAUCGAAUGGAGCAAGACGGUGCGCUACCUCGGAGUGACAAUCAACAACCGUCUCAGCUGGCGGCCCGCUGUCGACGACCUGAGGAAGGGAAACCGCAAGGUACUCAUCGCAGCUCGUAGUCUCCUUGCGCGCGGCCGCGGCUGCACCCCGGCUCUUGCCCUACGCGUCUACAACGCCGUUGCUUCAGCCCGGGUUCUAUACCGCGUACCGGUGGCUUCGCUGAGUGCCUGCCAGCUGGCUGCCUUGGACACCGAUCAUCGGAACGCCGUACGGGAGUACUACGCACUCCCUCACAACUCCCAAGUGGGCCCUACCCUCGCUGAGGCAGGGGAAACGCCCAUCUCUCUGCGGAUCACCAAAACAGCUCUCAACCACGUGUGGCGCCUGAACAACACGGCGCAAGGGGUUCGCCUGGUCGACCGGCUCCACUCUCUCCCUCACUCAUCUCUGGGGCAGCGGGUGAGGGAGUACAUGUCGAUCGUACCGGACACGCCCUACCGCAGCUGGCCGGCCAUCCCUUCGUACCGCCACACCCCCCUGGUCAUACACAAGACCCUCGCGGGCAUCAAGGCAAAGGCGCGCACCCCCCUAGCAGCAAUGCAGCAGGAGUGUUCCGCCCUCUUGCACACUCAGCUGGCCGGGAGGCUGCUUGUUUACGUCGACGGCUCGGUGCUCCCCGACGGCUCUGCCGCCGCUGCCUGUGUUGCGCCAUCGGUUGGCGCGGUUCGCAAGUGCCGCCUGCCCUGCCUGGCCUCCUCCACCGCGGCGGAGCUCGCCACCAUCAACCUGGCAGCCGAUUUCCUGCUGGAGCAGUCAUCGAUCAGUGCGGCAGCCAUUAUCUGCGACUCCCGCGCGGCCUUGGCUGCCAUCUCUCGCGAGGAGGAUGGUAGUCUUCUGUCGCAGAGGGUAGCCAGGCAACUGCACGCCGUGAAGCAAUGCGGAUGCGACCUCUCGCUGCACUGGGUCCCUUCACAUGUGGGUAUACCAGGGAACGAGGCAGCCGACCGAGCUGCAAAGGACGCGCACGACCCCAGCACCGCGGUCACCGACUGCGUGAGCUUCUCGGACGUCGGUCGUCUCCUAAUAGCCUGCUACGUGCGCGAGCGACAUCCAGAUCUUCGCGUGGCAGCCGGCACGCCGCCGCUGCGGCUCCCUCUCAAGGGACUCUCGCGAAGGGACCGCGGGUUCCUUCUCCGUCUCCGCACUGGGGACAACUACACCGCCGAGCGCAAGCAUCGGCACUCCGGGCGUGGCAGUCCAUACAUACUGCAUCGACUGUGGCGACUUGGAGACACUCGAUCACCUGCUGCUCGAAUGCCCUGCUGGUGA
Messenger RNA from Rhipicephalus sanguineus (brown dog tick), 1989 nucleotides. RefSeq lists its product as uncharacterized. The transcript has a single exon. Bases 1 to 1989 code for a protein of 662 amino acids. The record is from RefSeq and is a predicted model, not a curated record. Lineage: Eukaryota; Metazoa; Arthropoda; Arachnida; Ixodida; Ixodidae. Gene Ontology annotation, molecular function: nucleic acid binding; RNA-DNA hybrid ribonuclease activity.